AUGAAUUGUGAAGUAGCAACACAGCACAGUGCAGAAAUGGAUGGACAGUAUUCUGAAGAAAUACCAAAACAAAACAAACUAUACUCUAGUAGCCAUGAUUUUAACAACAAUUUUACAAAUGGUGAAGAGAAUGAUUUAGGACGUAUAAGUAGGAGUGGUCUCAGUUCUUCAAGAAGCAACGUUAAGGAGUCAAGGUGGUUAACUUCCCCAAAGAAGUCAGAUGAGGAAUACGCCGCUUCUCAGACUACGGAAGCCAUAUUAGCAGAAAUAUUUGGUGAAAACACUCGCAUACCAGAACAAAGAAAGAGAAGAUAUUUCAAUGGUGAAGCCUUUGGUGAGCAUCACACGAAAGAAAAUUACAAUGGAGUAGAAGCAUAUAGUCAUAGAAAAAAUGCUUCCAUUAAAGUCGAGCCGGAAAAUAUACGGGGGGAAACCAGCAUUACAAAUCCAUACAAUGACACAUCUCCAAAACAUUUUAGCAUUGAGGAAAGGAAUGAUGAAGGUUCAUCAAAAGGUGAAUGUGAUUAUAAUGGAAAUGAUUUCACUACAAAUAAUACACAAUCUAAAAGAGGCCGUAAAGAAAUUGCUUAUGGAAGAGAAAUGUUUCCUUAUAGUGAUGCAUCGCAGAUUACAUUGGAACAUAAUGCCGAAAACCAUUCGACAAUUAAUGGUGUGAAGCGACUGUACCAAAAUACAUCUUCAAAACAACGUGUUUCUAGUUCCAUUGAAAACGCCUCGUAUUUAGACAAAUAUCCCACGUUGAAAGAUAUCCCUUUAACAAGACCUGAGUCUACUGGAAGAAGUCAAGCUACGCAAAGUUUGACGAGGUCUGUGAAUAUCGCUGCAGGCAAAACUUCAAAACGAAUGACAUCAAGUCCAGCUGCUUUGCAUCGUACAGCCCUUGUUCAAAGUAAUGUGGUUGGUUAUUAUGAGAAGUUGAAGAGUGAAGGAAAAAUACAGUCAUUCCGAGAAACAAGCUUGAUAGGUAGAACUACUUCACGAAAAGGUUUCAGAUCAAAAAGCAGUGAAACGCCGAUAAAGAACGAUCUAUCUACCUCGCCUUAUAGGUAAGCUCAAAUAUUUAUUAGUUAAGGAGUAACUUAUUACGUCAUGUAAUUCGGAAAAUCAGAAAUUGGGGGCACAUCCAACGCACCAAACUCUCCUGAAAGAAGGUCUUCGCUCGUAACGUCGGAAUCCAGUGCUUAUUUUGGGGAUCAAAGAACCCAAAAGCUUAAAGAUUUUUAUAGAAAAGUUUAUCUGGCCUGGUAAAUCGUAAGGAUGUUAAAAAAGUGUGAACUAAAAAUUUUUGCUUUUUAGUUUAUCAAAGUCUUGGGGAUCAACAAGGAGUAGAAAGGAAUUUCAAUCAUUAAAUGGAAACGGUGGAAAAGCUAAAGAUCAAACGGUAAUACGCGGGGCAUGUUUUAUAUUUCAAGCACGUUUGAAGAAGGGAGUUUCAUGGAGAGGGAAGACCUAAUGAAACUGAAACGCAUUAAAUAAUUCGCUAAACUAACGCGAACUACUACAUAAUUAUCUAAUUAGUAAUUCGUAUAUCUAAUUAGUACAUUAAUUUAUCUAAUUAGUAAAUUAAUAUAUCUAAUUAGUACAUUCGUAUAUCUAAUUAGCACAUUCGUAUGUCUAAUUAAUACAUUCAUAUAUCUAAUUACAUUCAUAUAUCUAACUAGUACAUUCAUAUAACUAAUUAGUACAUUCAUAUAUAUCUAAUUAGUACAUUCAUAUAUCUAAUUAGUACAUUUAUAUAUAUCUAAUUAGUACAUUCAUAUAUAUCUAAUUAGUACAUUCAUAUAUCUAAUUAGUACAUUUAUAUAUAUCUAAUUAGUACAUUUAUAUAUAUCUAAUUAGUACAUUUAUAUAUAUCUAAUUAGUACAUUUAUAUAUAUCUAAUUAGUACAUUCAUAUAUAUUUAAUUAGUACAUGUGUAUUUCCGUCGUGUUGUUGUGAAAAUAGAGAAGGUCGUUCUCUAAAAAAACGAAACGUAUUAGAGAGGGGGCUUUACACAUGGGGGCGGGAGGGCAGGGAGAAGGUUUACAAUACUGUGAUUAUUUGAUAUAUUUUCUUAGUACAAGCUCAUUUCUUUUUAGAAUGGUCUUAGCCAGAAGGAGAAAAUUGAACAGAUGUUUCAAAUGGAAGGAGAGAUCAGUCUAAAAAGGUUUUUUUGAUAUUCUUAAAAUACUACUAAACCACAAGAAAGGAAUAGAACCUUUGAACGCCUCUGCCUAAUACACAACGCGGCCGCGUAGUAUUAUCUCAAUAGUUCCUAUAUAAUUAUAUUGUGUAGAUAUAACAAAGCAUUAAACAUUGAUUUUCUUUAUAAUAUAACUUCAAAAUCAACUGUGCAUAUCUUGUUUUGUAGAGCUCAGGAAUUUGAGAAAUCGAAGUUGUUGCGAAAAGUCUUUGUUGCCUGGCAAAGAAGAGCACAAGUUUUGAGACUCAAAGCAGAUGAAUUAUGUAGAGUACAUCUCUUACGAAAGGGAUUAAAGGGGUUAAUGUACGCCAUAGAGCAUCAAAAAAUGGCUGUUGAUCGUUUUGCUGGGAAAGGGAGUAAAGUUUUGGUCGUGAAAUGUUGGCGAAUGGUAAGAUUGCGAUAACGUGCUUUUGUUUUGUGGAACACGCCGCGCAUAAUUAUUGCUUUUGAUCCGUAGGCCUGGAUCUUCAUCAGUUGUUUUAUUUUGAAAACACAAGAUGUGGCGAGCUGUAUGGAGAGGAUAGACUGUAUACGAUGUUGGGUUUUCUUCUGUUUUUUUAGUGGCAACAAAAAACACGCGAAAAACAAAGAAAGAAAAUGCAAGAAACAUUUGCGCAGUGGCGUUACUAUCAAUUGCAUGUUGAAAGGUUCGUGUGGUGGAAAGAUUAAAAAAAAAACAACAUUGUGUAAGGUUAAGGAGGCAAGGAUUCUCAAAGAAUGCUUUAAAUAGACGACGCAUAAAAUCGCCACCAGUAGGAAUUUGAGCCCAGAAUUCCAUAUACACUACUCCUUCAAGUGAAGGCGCACUUCAUGCAGUGCAGAAUCAUUGUAUUGCCAGCUUUCCCUCGGUGGAUAUGUUAAUUAGGCAAAAUGUCGCACUUACAUCAUGUGCCGGAACAAAUGUUAAUGAGCAGAACUCCAUUAUUUGAGCUCAUUUGCACUAAUGUCGACACACGAAAAGUUUAUCGUUUCAACUAAACCUUACGAUAAUUACUUUGUUCAUUUUAUUUAGAACCACACUACUGGAGAGUAUUGCUAACAGGCAUUUUUUGUCCAAAAAUUAUUCCAAGUGGAAAACGCGGUUUAACUCGAAACAGAAAAACAGUUUAGCAAAUGUUCAUUUCAAGUGAGUAUAAAAUAUUUACUUUAUAUUCAUUUUAUAAAUACCUUAGAUAAAGGGGUUGUACUUUUCUAAGAAAUUCAUUUUCUUUUCUUUUUCUCAGAAUCAAUUUGAUUUACAAAUACUGGAAUUGCUGGGCAGUUUACGUGAAAGAACGUCGUGUCAAGAAUCGCUUAAACAGCAUAGCAAGGUAGUGACAGAUCAUCUCAUUGUGUAUAAGUAACAUUUAUAAAAAAAUAUAUAAUUAAUCUAUUAUUUUAAUUGUUAUAGAUACCAUCAUGGAGAGAAGAUUCAGUGUCAUCUUUUUCAGUAUUGGAAAAGCAUCACCCAGAAGUCGUUAUUAAGUCGUCGUCUUGCAAGGUUUUAUCGAAAUUUUAUUAUUAGCUUGUAGUAAUUACCCGUGAAUUGUGAAAUAAAUAAAACAAAAAUGUACUCGUUUACAGAUAUUUUUAACAUUAUCCAGAUAAUAUAAUACUUCAUUCUUUCAUAUUUUUAGACGACGGGUUUUGUUAAAAGCUUUUUUCCACUGGAAACACUGGACACAAUAUGCUAAGUAAGUUCACGACUUUUGUUUAAAAUGCCCUAAAAUGAUUUUUCGCUUGUGUACCACCAGUAUACCGGUAAUAUUUGGGUCAUUCUCAAAAGAAAUGUAUGAUAUUUUUGUUGGGAAAACCUCAUCUUCAUCGAAUUGUUCACUGUAGAAGUUGCCGGAUAUGAUGAACUACAAAUUAAUUUAAUUAAUUCCGUUUAAUUUGCAGAAUUGUUCAUUUACGGUUACAAAACAUGUCUAAGGAAUACCACAGGAAAACAAUAACAAGAAGAAUGUUUAAAAAAUGGAGACAAGCUAAGAGAAUGAAAAUGGCUCUUGAGUUUUGCAGAAAAACACAGCAAAGGUAUGGAUAUAGUAUAUAUGGUACUAAUCAUGUUGCAACUGAGGGAUAAAUUGCAAAGGAUACAACUCAAACAUGGUCGUGCGAUCGUAUCCAAGACUUUCUGUGUCGCCUCUCUUAAGGUGGUUACUGGGCGUACCCUCGAAGCAGAAGAGAGAAUUAUAAUCAUAACUCUACCUACAUGAGGUUUGAACCAUGGCAAAUCAAAGCUGUAUAUACCCUCGCGUUGACCGCAUCUGCACCGCCUCCGCACAGCCACCUUAAGCAUUUACAAAGACAUGAAGUUUCCGAAAAGAGCUAAGUGAGCGCGCGGGGAGUGAUGGGAAGAUUGAAAUAAAGAGUCUGCCUCCCCCCCCCCCCGUACUUAGAUAGAUCCUUAUAAUACUUGUCCGUAAUCAGUUUGUUCUUAAUUAAUCCAUUCUCUAUCAAGGUUGAGGCCUGCAUUAAUAUGAGCUGCGUGUUUCGUAUAUGUGACGACAGUUUCAGCUCAUGACUUCGCCAGGUUAUACAUUUUUAAUUUGCUUUUUGACAGUCGAGCAAUGAAGUUAUGGAAUUUGAGAUACAUGAGGAAACGGAUCCACAAACACUUGUGUAAAGCUUUAGCAAGAAAGGUAAAAUAUCUUUUGAAUCAGGAUUUGAAUCAGGAUUGUCAUUUGUUCUUUCUGGGGUUUUUUUCAAUCCUCUUAGUUUUUUAUGCAAUUUCUUGUCAGGCAAAGAAGAGAAGAUUCUUGGAGAAAUGGAUUUGUUUUGUAAAGCUACAGAAGCAAUCGCGAGGAGAAUUUAUCAAAAUAUUACAAAUCGUCCACAUCAGAACAUUUUUCAAAUGUUGGAGAAAUGAAACAACAGAAAGAAUUCAAAUGAGGUAGAACUGAGACGAAUAAUUCCAAGCUUUUUUAAUACUUGAUUGUGAAGGCUUCGUAGUCAAGGAUAUUUUAUAAAUUUCAUAGAAAAUCACUGAAGACAUUUCAACAAGAGAGAGUCAAAAGAAUCGUUCAUAAGCAAUGGGAAUCCUGGAAAUUUCAGCUGAAAAUUCUGGAAAUGAGAGAACGUUCCAAGAACAAUUGGUCACUGCGAUGUGUUAGAAGAUGUUGUCAAGUGUGGAAAUUGAAGGUGAAGAAAAUGCAGCUAGGAAUGAAACUUCAUCAAAGUUGUUCAACAUUCGAGAUCCUUGUUGCAAGACGUAAGAGAAUCCUUUCCUUUAUUUCCUUCUUUCCAUUUUCAGCAGCUGACAUACUGGAGAUAUUUUGAGCUAUUUAAACAUUAUAAUAUGUGCCAAUGCAGGUCGUGCCGAUGAUAAGAACGCUUCGGAUUGAUAGGGUUGCAACUACAUGAGAAAACAAAGAGAACUUCCAUGUUUCAUCGAGAAGUUAUUCAUUUCUUAUUCAAACAUCACCCUGUGUUUCUUGCAGGUUAUUUCAAGUCGUGGCAGAUUCAAUUACAGAAAGUGAGAGAACAGAAUGCAAGGGCUGAGAACGUGGCGAGAAUUUUACAAAAGAACAGACUUGGCCGCGUCCUACAAGCAUGGCGGGUUGUGAAUCAAGAAGAAUGCAUUAUUGAACCUCUCGUCAAAAGACGUGUACGUAGAGACAUGGCAAGGUGUGGUUUAUUUUUUAUCUUUUUAAUAUCGUUUACACAGAAUGUGGUCGCCCCAGACCCAGUAUUUAUAACCCCCAAUGAUUAUAUUACUUCUGACUCUGCUUACAAUCAUUCAAAUAUACCUCAUUUGAUAUCUGAACGAAUGUAUUUUAGAGUGUUUGAUGCUUGGCGUCGUUAUAUAUCGCGUGGAACUUGUUUGAGAAGAUUACACGACACGAAAAAUGACAGAUUGAAAAGGACUGCAUGGGAAACGUGGAGGUUUGUCAAAUAUUAACGCUGUCUUUAAAUGAGAAACCCAGAUUUUUCAAUGAAGGUAGACGUAAAUCAUGAUAUAAUACCAAUAUGUGUGUUUGCCAUGCAUCAGUGACCUUAACGAUAUCGGUAGACUGUGUACAAGUCAAAAGGUUAAAAAAACGGUUACUCGAGCUUGAUAAAAUGUUCGUAUUCUUCAAAAAUCUUAAAGGUACGAAUGAUAUUUUAUGAAUGUUUAUUUUUCAUUUAGUGUCAAGCUGUGGUGUAGAGCAAAAGAAAAAGAAGUUGAGGAAACAUUGCGCUUUUCAAAAGUAGCGAGACACUUCUUCGUUUGGCUGGGUUCGUGUUCAAAUUCAUAUUUUUUGUUUUUAUUUACGUAACAAAAUUACAAUAAGGUAGGUGACAUUACAAAAGGACCUCGUGGGUUCCCUACAAGGUAAUAAAGCUAAAACUAGGUUUAUUUUGAAUCAGAUUUAUUUUAUCAUGCAUUAAUAUUGCAGAGUACGUGAGAGAGUUGCGGCAGAGCGAGAGAAUGGCUGAACAGAGAAAGGAAAGUAUGAUGAGAAAAUAUAUUCAAACAUGGAGGAAAAAUGCGGCACAGAAAGCUGAGUUAAGAGAAUCAGAAAAUGCACAAAAGGUGGGGGAACCAGCUGUAUUCGUUUUUAUUUUCAAAACGUUAUCACUUUCACUUACGGCGUAGCUGAACUUGCUAAAUUUUGAUAUGUUUUUUGACAACAGCAUUCAAAUAUUUUCAAUAUCUUUCACUGCAGUACCAUCGUCAAAUACUUCUCCGUUGUUUCUUUACAUCCUGGAAGCAGAAGGCCACACAGCAUGCGCAACGUAUGACUUCAAUGGUAAGAAGAGCGGAUGAAGCGAGGCAGAGAAUACUCAUGAGACGAUCAUUAUCAAGAUGGCAGAGACAAUAUUUAGUGGAACUCAAGACAAGGUAUGCAGAAUUUAUCAAACUGGACAGGCUGAUAGAGAGUAUUGUACUAUAUUUAUGGUCGUUGAAGAAUUUUUGUAGAUGGAAAUCUCGAGCGGAAUAUUAUAUAGAAUUUUCAGACCUAACCAGGAACAGCUAUGAAAAAUGCAACUAUAUACCCUCUGACAGGAAUCCAACCUGCGGCCAGUGCUCUGAGCUACAGAGUCCAGUUGUCGAACUCUAACCACAAGUUCUUGUGUAUAUAUAUAUAUAUAUAUGUUAAGUUGUGUUAUUGUACACUCCGUAAUAUGUUAAGAUGAAAAUGUUCUAGAGUGUGUAUAAUAUAAUUUCCAUACCCAGCGCAAGCAGAAAGAUGUUGUCUGCCGCGGCUGGGUCUUGAACCCGCGACCUUCGAAUUACUAGAUAUAAUUAAUAGAUUUGAAGAUUUGUAAUCCAGGCAUUUUAUUAAAUUAUAAUUUUUACAAAAUUAUACAGUGUUCUCCGAAAAAAAUAAUAAAACAAAUAAUUACAAUCUGGAGAACACUGUAAAAUUUUGUAAAAAAUAUAAUUUAGUAUAUAUAGAUGAUGCCAGUAUAAUAAAGAAUCUCGAUAUUUAUACCCAUACCUUAUACUGGCAUCACCCUCUAUUUAUGGUACUCUAUUCCAAGCUAGAAAACUGGAAGAAAUAUUGGGUGAGAUAAUAAAUAUACUCAAGUUAAAUUAUUUUUUCUCACAGAGAAUAUGUAAAGUUAAAGUGGCAUGAAAUAUUAAAGACAAUAGUUUUGGCCUGGAAAGAUUUUGCAAAAACCGAACUGGAACGUCAAGUUUGCGACUUUGCCACGAACCUCGCUAUGGACUCGUCCCAGGGCUCCGCAUUCUUAUCAACUUCUGGUUACCAGACCUCUUUAAAGAACUCAUCUUCAUCUUUUCAAUUUCUUGCUGCCGAUGAGGAGGUCAGUGUUACCAGUAAUUAUAUUUGCAAACCAUACUUAAUGUAUUCAGAGCGAGGACCUCAUAGUGUUUUUCAUUUCUAAUUUGGUUGUUCUGCAAGUAAACUUCAAAUGCUCUGAGAAGAUUUCGGUGUCCUAUGUUGGGAUCAAAAUUGUUGCCUUCACAAUGUAAACCCAACGGUGUACUAGUUUAGGCAGUAUGGGAAGUUGUAUUGACAGUAGCCUAAAUUCGUGUUUGUUUUAUCAUUUUCCAGAUCUUCUCUCCAAUUCCAACUCCGCGUUCUCGGCCAGUUACUCCAACAUUAAACGAUGAUGACAUCUCAACUCCAAGAUCAUUCGCCAUCAUACCUAGUUACCGUCCUGUAACCAUAGACCGACAGAUACCCCUCGUCUCUGAACGACCAACGAGUCGGUGUGCAUCUCCGCUGACCAGACAGCGCAGUCUUGAACAGAUGUCACAAACAUCACCACAACGAUCAAGUGAAGACGACACGGUUCUUUCUUCUGGAGUUCAUUCUUCCGGGGUUCAUUCUGCCGGGGAUGAAAGUGACCAGGUGACGUAAUAAUAAGAUCAUUAUUCUCAUGCGGCACAAGCGCAGAAGCCCUGGGUACGAGGUUGGACGAUGAAAACAAAGUUAGACUGGAAUGUUGAAAUAUGGAGUCGUGGAUGUAACUUGUUCGGGGAUUGCAUUCACUGACUUAGGGCCUGUUUAUAUGGACGCCGGGCUGGCCCGCUUAGCGAGACAGACCUAAUUUAUGAAGAUGAUUACCGUGUUAAUAAGAUGACAGUGCGAUACUGGUUUCCUUUGUGUUUCACUCAUGGAUUAUCACUGAGUUGUAUUUAAACGUCAAAUGAAAUUUGUUUUUCUUGCAGGAUGAUCGGACGUCUAUUCAUAUUACCGAAUCCCUAUACUCGUACCAGACCACCAGUGAUGGUAUCGCACGCGACCGUGAGCUCUUGGUAGCUGAGACUAUAAUCCAUUGGCGAUCUUUGUCACUGAGUGUGGCGUUUCGUUCGUGGUAUAAAUACACGCGACACAUGAAUCUCGUGAGAAUGACGUAUGGUGAGUGGAUGGCGCGAGAUAAGGAGAGACUGGUGACGAAAUAUCUUGGGACAUGGAGACGUUGGUUAUUUGUUUCUGUACUGGCCAGACAACAUUGGGUGAGCUUUUCAAUUUCUGAUUUUCCUGAUUCAUUUUCUAGAUUGUCUGGAUGGCGUUAUAAGUAAAUGUCAUUGAGUAACUUUGUAUUACAGUCGAUUUCACGAAAGUUUGAUCACAAAUGCUUCAAGCUUCGUUGCGAAGUUCGCAAGUUCGUUGCGAAGUUCGGAAAUUCAUAUUGGUAUUCACAAGCAAAUUUGAAGUCCCUGAUUGGUCCCUGAAGUAAUUAUGAAGCCAAUCACAUGCGUAGUUCACAAACUGGUUUGUGAAUCUCAUUAUGAUCUUUUGAACUUCUCAACGAAGUUCGGAACAUUUGUGGUCAAAGGUAUCUGAAAUCGACUGUAAAGGCUGCAUUCGCGUGUUUCAUACGCACGGAAAAGUUGAAUCUUUGUAAAUUUUAUAGAAGUACUAAUUACCUCAUCCUAACCAUCACAUGUUGUUGGUGUUCGCAUACGUCAGAAUGAGAAGGUUGCAGCUUUGUUGUAGCCUGCUAACAGAAUUAUUGUAGAAGAUAUAAUGAUUGAAGGAACAUUAGGUAAUUUCUCUUUCCAUUUUCUAGGUGAAUCAAAUGAAAAGGAAAUUCUUGUUUCAAUGGAUAAAAUAUCGCAAGCAACAACUCCAGAGAAGGCGGCAGAAAGAUGAAGCUGAUCAUUUCUCGAACAGAAAUUUCCUGAAGAAGUUUUACAACACUUGGAAGCAAAAGGUCGGUCACUGCGUGCAUGAUUUGAUUUCCAUGUGUAUCAAGCGAACGACGAUUAGCUCAAACAUGACAGAGUCGAAUGUCUAGGGCGCCUGGCUGCCACGAUACGAACCAUAGAUCAAGGUGGAAGCUAGGGUUAUAUAGUUUCUUUAUAAGAGAAGAAAAAAUCCCUCGAUCACAAAAGGGAACCAACCACAUGAAUUUAGAAGUACAUCAAGUCAGAGCAGUUAGGUUACUGUGUGGCAUGUUCAGUUGUUUUUUCUAUCAGUAACCGUUGGUUGUUGUUCUGUUUGGUAAUCAUUAUUUCCACUGUUUAACAGAGAACAGCAAAAUGUCAAUUACAAAACAUUGUCUUGCGAUGGCAACGGUCGGCGAAAGGUAAGACUUGGGAUUAUUUUCAAAUACACUUUCAUGAUGUUUGCAUCAUGGUGAUAGAUAUAACAUUUGUUGUGGUUUGUGGUGUACACAAUUUUAUUUAUUAUUGCUUUCGAUCCGUAAGCCUGGAUCAUUACUGCUUGUAGUAUAUUCCAUUACUGGAAGGAAAAAUUAUUGCUUUUCAUUUCCUUUCAUCCUGUCAGAAAAUAAUUCUAUCAAAUAUUUUUGUAGUUACCGACAUGGAUAAACAAGUGAUCGAGCAAUAUAAAAUCAGAGAUCGAGUGAAUUGUUUAAGAAGAACGUUUCAUUAUUGGAAAAAGGCAGCACGUUUUUCCCAACAAGCGACGCAUAUGUCUCAAACUUUAUCAUUACGAAGGUCAGCACUUGUAGUUUCUGUUGAAAUAAAAUGAAGAAAAUCCUCUGAAGUAAUGAUUGAUGAAUUAUAGGCGUUAAAAAAUUAUAUCUCUGACUUUUGAUUUAUUUUGCCUAAUUUUGUAUAGAUGUGUCUUAGCCUGGCGAGAUAUCACUUCAUUUCGAACUGCACAUCGUAAGAAGAUGGAGACAUUCAGAGCUAAACAUGUGUUAGCAAAGGUUGGAUAAGAAUAUUUGAACUGUCUUGCUAAGCCUUAAGGCCCAUUUCCACUCAAGAAAAUUUUCCACGUACAGAAAAUUUUCCCAAAAUAUCAUUGUUAAAAAGUGAAAAUUUUCAACUUCAAAAUUUUGUUCCGACGGAAAAUUUGUGUCGGCCAAUCACAUUUUACAAAGUUUUCUUUCUGCGGAAACUUUUCCUGAGUGGAAAUGAACCUUAAGAGUUCUUCUCUGUCAAAUGUUAUGGAUAUGAACAUCUGUCUUUCUAAGUUGAUUAGACUGCUCUGUAAUCUACUCAUUUUGUCUUUCAGGCUUUCAACGAAUGGCUGUUACGUUACGAAGACGUUCGGACCGCCAGAAUUAUUCUUGGGGUAACAUUUUUAGUCGUAAUGCAGUGUAUUCAUUUUUUCGAGAAUAUUGACCCAAAAACAUCUCGUUUAGGUUUCGGAAGAAAGAAAAAUUGAUAAGAUUUUUAAAGCAUGGCAUUCCUGGGCUACAGGUGAAUUUGAUUUAAAUUUAAGUUUAAAAAUGUGAAAAUUUUAAUAUUCUUAUUAUUAAUUAGAAUUGAUAAUAAGUAGUUCUAAUUUCUAAUUAUUGUUUUGACAUAGCGACAAGCUAUAGAAGAAAGGCAUCUCUUGCGUAUCACCGUUCCCAAGAAGAAAGAAAAUUGAAAGAGAAAUUUUUAUUUUGGUUCGCUGCUGCCAAGGAAUGUAUUAAUAUGAGAGAAUAUUAUCACAAGUCUCUGCAGAGAAGGUGAGGAAAGGAAGGGAGAAUUAUUAACAUCCUCAAUUGUAAGACAUAGCUAGGCAGGCGAGGGUGUGCUAAUUCUUACUUGCAGCUGGGAGCUGAAUUACAGUAUUGAGAGGAACAAUUCAUUCUAAGAAAAAAACCAAAGAAAUUGAAUUUAUUUUUUAUGUAGAGUUCUCAGAUCCUGGCGUGCUGUUUUAGUACAGAAAGCUAGUACUAAUACAUCUAUUCAAGAAUUUCAAAGUAUCGUCCUGAAAAAUUCGGUAAUUAUUAAUAGUAAUCAUUGUAUUCAUGCAGUCUCUGAGGGUCCUUUCGUUAAUUUUCAAUAUAUUAAUGAAAGAAAAAUUCGCAAACGUCCAUAAAUUUAUUUUAAUAUAUUUGUAGUUACGUUCAACGUUCAUUUUUUGGCGUAAGAGAACAAAGAAUAAUGAAACUAUGGUUGAGUAUUCAAAAUUGAAAAAGAAACAACAUCUUGCGUCAGCUUUCAAUCGAUGGAAACAGCAGAAAAGGAAACAAGAUGCUAAGAAGCAUUUCUUUCAAAGUCUCAUGAGAAAGGUAAUGACAUUGUGUUUCGAAUAAAUCAACAAGCCACUCUCUAUUAAAGCCCCCUUCCACGAAUGUGUCUGAAAACGAGGCUUAACUGAGGAUUUGCUGCAUUUACCGGAUCAGGUUUUCAUCUUCCUUAUUCUUGUUUUUAGAUGUUUACGUGUUGGUGUGAACAGAUUCUGAAACGAAACAAGGUAUUUGAUCACCGUUAUAAGUGAAGAACAACUAUCAGUGUUAUGUACACUAGUAUAGAAGAAUUUCUUUCGCAAAUUAGUAUUCUGUUGAGCAAAAAACCUUCAGUUUUGUUAUAUAUCAAUUUUCAGGCCCGACAGCAUUUUAAAUUUUGGCAAACUAAAGCCGAAGGUUGGUGUCACCAUAGUUUUUGAAAUUGAAGAAAUUCAACCGGUAACUUCUAUGAGUUUUUAUUAAUUACUUUCACUUUUCUAGGAAAUAAAGAACUAAAUCAAGUUGCAGAUACCCUAGUGUAUGAUUCUGAGAAUAAAUUAUUAAGAAUGAAGUUUAUGUUUUGGAGAAAGCUCACAAAACAUUCGCAAGUUGCCAAAUAUCACCAUGAAACGAAAAUGAUGCGAAGGUAUGAAAGUAGUGUACUUGUCUCAGAUAUACAAACUCCUUCAUGGUAAUGAUUUCCUUCAUGUUUCCGUCGUGAAACUAACGUUUAAUUUUUGUUUUAGACAUUUUCUAGGCUGGUAUGAUCAUUUUGGUAAGGAAAAAAGACUUUUGAACCAACUGAAAGAGUUUCAACGUUCACAUCAGCGAAACCAUUCAGGUUUGCUCACCAAAUACAUGAAAAUAUGGCUGAAUAAAUCUACGUUUUCAACGAAAGCUGAGAAUUUGGUUAGUUUUAUAUCUGAUGCAUUAAAAUUACAAAUAUAUUUCGAUAUUGAAGUGACAUAUAAAGGUUUUCUUACUGUCUAAUGUAACUGUAUGAUUUCGUAAAUGCGUGGAUCUGUAACUGAAGAUAAAGGGCCAAUAUCUCAAAUCAACAAGACGAGGCUCUGUAGCCAAGGCCGAGUACUUUCAAGUGCAACUCUAUUUUCACAUGUACCACGCAGGUCUCAUAAAGGUCCAUAGAUUGAAGAAGAUAUUCUUUUCUCAUUUCAGUAUAAUGAAACGUUAUAUUCAAGAUACUGGAAAAUGUGGCGACAUAACUUCGUUCGAAGUAGAGUUUCAUCAGCUAUGGUUCAUCAUGACAACCAGAAAAUACUAUCCAAAGUAAGAAAUGUAAUAAUAGAGUUAUAUAGAGUCGACGACUGCAGACAUUUGCCCGUGUUUUUUUACUGAUAACUGACAAGAUAUCUUAACUGAUAGCUGACAAACAAUAAAACAGCAAUUUGUAACUGAUAUACUUAUCUUUGGUUUUUAGGUAUUUAUUUCUUGGUUCAACGUGACUGCCUCACACAAGAACUUAUCAAAGGAAAUCAAGUCAUCUUGUCUAAGAAAAUGGUUUCGAAAGUGGAUGGCACGUUACAAUAAUUCCUAG
Messenger RNA from Paramuricea clavata, 13550 nucleotides. Lineage: Eukaryota; Metazoa; Cnidaria; Anthozoa; Malacalcyonacea; Plexauridae. The record is from the annotation of a GenBank genome assembly.